AUGCACUCCACACUAGUCCGGCUCCAAAAUACCUUUGGCUUCUUCACGACGGUGGCAUUUGUAGUCGCCGCCGUGAUAGCCAUCUCGGAUCUGUUCUCGGAGCGGACGCCGACUGCCCCGACACUCCGCCCUACCAGCGUCUCGGUCAACAAGGGCCGCCCGCACUUUUACAGCAGCAAGAAGGAGGAGUAUGCCUCGAUCCGGUUCGACCUCGAGGCCGACCUAUCGAGCCUCUUCACCUGGAACACCAAGCAGGUCUUUGUCUACGUCACGGCCGAGUGGGAUGGGCGUGGCAGCAGCAGGAGCAGCAGCAGCAGCAGCAAUGUGACGGCUGCCAACCAGGCUGUCAUUUGGGAUAGCAUCAUCACCAGCCCGAGCUCCGACCACCUCGCAAACCUGGGCCCGCAUACGCUCAAGAAGUUGAAGAAGAGCGCCGCCGGCAAGACGAUUGAUCCGAGCCGCGGAAUCCUCAAGCUCAAGAACCAACGUCCCAAGUACCAAAUCACCCACCCGAGCGGCAAGCUGGCCCAGACCCCAGAGGUCCGCUUGCGCAUGCACUACAACGUCCAGCCCUGGGUCGGCGUCCUCGCCUGGAACCAAGUCCGCGACAUUGGAAAGUGGAAGGCCAUGGACCAGGGCGUCAGCGAACCCUUCCCUCUCCCCGCCAUCAAGGUCAAGGAGACUCCAAAGACCAAGAAGGCUUAG
Messenger RNA from Pyricularia pennisetigena, 705 nucleotides. RefSeq lists its product as uncharacterized. Gene Ontology annotation, biological process: protein targeting to ER. The coding region runs from base 1 to 705 and encodes 234 amino acids. Gene Ontology annotation, cellular component: membrane; signal peptidase complex. Lineage: Eukaryota; Fungi; Ascomycota; Sordariomycetes; Magnaporthales; Pyriculariaceae. The transcript is spliced from 2 exons. The record is from RefSeq and is a predicted model, not a curated record.